CUGCUUUCCUACGCCUAAUACUUCGCAAAUUACUUUCGUCGCUCGGCGCAACACGCCCGAAUGGCCUCACUCGUUACAAGGACUGACGCAAGCGACCUGGGCAUUGCCUUCCGCACGCGAUCGAGCAAAGCUUUGGCAUCACCACAGGGAACAAUGCCUGAAUUCCAAACGUCCCGCGGAGCACCCUCACGUCAUCAAGCACCUGUGACGACGACAGGUUCCGCGCAAGCUGCUGCUGCCUUCGCUUCCGAGUCCUUCCUUCCAGCAGCAGCAGGCCACCACCAACAUCUAUCGCAACCUCUAUCGCCUUCCGCCCCAACCUCAUCAGUCCUGCAAAACGAACCCCAACCCUUUCGAUUCGAGCUCGGCUUAUCCCAGCAGCCACUUUCCGGCCUCACGCCAUUCCAGCGCGGUGAGCUGGAGCUAGCCAGGACGCGUGCGCAGCGAGCUGCCGCGGGCCGAGCUCGCCAGAAGAAGCAACAGCAGCCCCAAUCCCCCACUGCAGCACAAUCCCCAACAGCCGCAGCCGCAGCAGCAGCAGCCAUGGCAGCAGUGGCAACGAGCUCGGGACUGGGAUCAGGUCACGUCACCGGCGCCGGCGGCGGUGGCGGUGGCGGUGGCGGUGGCGGUGGCGGUGGCGGUGCAAAGCGGCAUCGCAGCAAUCACUACAGUAGCAAUGGUGGCGGUGGUGGCAGCGGUGGUGGGUUUCACUGGGCGGCGGAUGCCUCCGCCCCCAACACGGAUGACGAGGAGGGCGGUGGCGCCGGCGAGCAGUCGGAAGGAGAGCUGGAGCUUUCGCGACUGAGUCCCGAGGAGCAGGAGCGGGUGCUGACUGCGAGGCUGGCGGCGGGGGGCGGAGGCGGCGGCGGAGGGGGGGACAAGGACGCACGGAGGCUGAAGAGGCUCCUGCGAAACCGCGUGUCAGCCCAGCAGGCCCGCGAGCGCAAGAAGCGCUACGUCACCACCCUGGAGGGGCAGCUGGGGCAGCAGCAGGCGCACAUCGAGCUGCUGGAGGCGCGGGUGGCGGCGGUGGAGGCGCAGAAUGAGGCACUGCGGAACAUCAUUCGGACCAUGCGGGGGUUUGCGGAGGCGGGAGGGACAGCGGGUGAGGCAGGUGGAGGUGGGGGCGGUGGAGAGGAAGAGCAGCUGGGAGCGGCAGGCAUGCAGCAGCAGCAGCGACGAACGCAAUGGGUACAGGAACAGGAGCAAGAUGAUGAUGAUGAGGAAGAGGAGAAGGAGGAGGAGGGUGAUGAGCCCCGACAGCACCAGCAGCAGCAGCAGGCGGGGGUUCCCAUGCAGCAGCAGCAGCGGGGGCGGCAGCAGCAGCAGCGGCAGCAGCGGCAGCCCCCGUCGGCGCAGCACUCUCGCGCGCAGCUGUUGCCGCAGCUGCCAGCAGCAGCAGCGGCCGCUGCCGCUGCCGGGGUUUCCCAGGCAGCAGCAGCAGCAGCAGCCGCGGCGGCGGCGGCAGUCAACCCUGCAACCGGUAACUUCCGCCAACACCAGCUGCUAACACCUCCGUCACAGCAGCAGCAGCCACACUAUUACCACCACCACUACCAUCUCCAUCAGCAGGGGCAGGGGCAACAGGUGUUUGGUGUGCUGCUGCCCUGCGGGCCCGGUGGUGGCAACGGGGAGCAGCAGCCGGCUGAGGGAGGAGAUGCGGCGGGCGAUGCGGGUGUGGUGCCCAACUCCUUCGAAGUUCCCGACUGCGGAGCCGGCUGGUAGCAGGCGGAGGACUGUCUGGCCGUGCACGGCUGAGGACUGCUCCUAUCUGUGGCACCUUGCGGAGGAACAAAGGUUGCGAAUGGGGGUUGUAGAUUGCAUGUGGCCACUUUUGUUAGGCCCAACCGCUCGUUGUUCCUUUGUGCCUUACCCAUGCCGGCUCCCCAGCCCUUUAGCUGCUGCUGCUGCUGCUGUGAUGCUGCCUGAAGGGGGAAUCUUUGCAGUUGCGUGAUUAGGUCCGCUACCCGCCCGCCAGCCAGCGGGACCUCUCUAAACUCAAUUCCCAACGUGUACCCAAUGAACGUGCGAUAGCAGGGAAUGCCAAAAUGCGAGAACAGACCGUAGAGUGUGAGGCAGCAUUGCCUGUAUUCUUUUGGUAUACUUGGUAUGGCUGGUGUUGGUGUGGGUGUGGGUGUGGUACGUCAAAUGGGCUGCGUGUGUGCGUGGAAACAUGCAACGUGUGCCGAAGGACAACGUGGAUGGAACGACUGUGGAGGUAGGGCUAGCGGCAGCACCUGCAUCUGCAGCGCUUCCCUGCCCUGCCCUGAAGCUGGAGGGACUGUUUAUGCGAGGGGAGCAGAGAUGCCGUAACGUAACCGCUAUCGCUUGCAAGGCUCGGCUAUCAAGUACUUGUACCUUUCGUACCCUUUGUUGUGUUGGAUUAUUACGUGUUUAGAGCCCUCGGAAGAGCCGUAGGUCUUACGUGCCUGGUAUGUGUACGGAAGCGUGCUGGGGGCGGCGGGUACGGUACCUCUUUUUCCCUAAAUGGAGCUCGUGGGUGGAAUCCGUGGAAGCGUCCGUUCGUCUUCUUCUUCCUGUCAUGCGAGUGGAGUAGUGGUGAGUGGCGCGGUGGUGGACUAGUGACCUCCCGAGAUGGUUUGGUGUGGUAGGAGUGUCGUGGACUGGGGUUGGAGUGUGAGGAGCCACAGUCCAUGUGUGAUUGUGUGUGAGUGCAUGUGUGUGCGAGAGAGAGAGAAAGAGAGAGAGAGAGGGGGUCGACUGAUGACGGUCCCGUGACUUAGGGACCGUUAUUGGUGUGCUGCGGGCUUCAUGGGUGGCUGGGAUGGGCGAGAGAGGCACAAGGAGGCGAAGGAGGUUGCCCGCGCGGCAGGGCAUGCGGGUAUCAUUCUCGCUCCUAAAGCUUUCCUCGUUUGUACAAUACCUUUUGUUUACCUCUGGUUAGGUCCAUGGUUAAGUUCAGGAACAGAAAAGCGGUUUGGACGCGUGCCAUGUUUUGCUGUGUUGUUGCUUUGGAUAAACAUGCCUUCGCUCUGUUGUUGUUUUGGAUGCCAUGUGCGAUAGAGCUGCAGACAUGGGCGAAAGCCGACGUGCAGUACGUAAGGUGUGUACCCUAAGGUAACCGUUGCACAGGACCCAGUUGCGGGUAAGGAAAGAACAAGCAAGAAGGCGGUGCGGUAGGACGCGUCUUACACGCAUGCCAGUGUGCCCCAGUGACCCAUGGGUCCGCACCAGGGUUUGAAGUUAAGAGGGCGGUCGUCUGAGUGGGCGGCCGCCUCCUAAGCCACAGCAGCUGGGGAGACGCGCUGCACAUGCAUGUAUAUAGCCUCGCAUUUGCACUGCCGGUAGAUAACCGUUUCAUCAUUAUCGGCGGGUAUCGGGAAGAAAUUAGCUGUUCGUUGCUGCUGGUUGGCUAAGUGGUGUACGUGGGGAGUGCAUUUGUCAGUGCGGCAACGCCAAGCAUUAUUGUUCUUUUGUCAAGCAUGCUGGAAUGGAAAAGAACGACAUGCACUUUAACAACAGAAGAUCGGAC
Astrephomene gubernaculifera is the source of this 3493-nucleotide messenger RNA. The record is from the annotation of a GenBank genome assembly. NCBI's taxonomy places the organism in Eukaryota, Viridiplantae, Chlorophyta, Chlorophyceae, Chlamydomonadales, Astrephomenaceae.